Brenthis ino (lesser marbled fritillary) is the source of this 795-nucleotide messenger RNA. NCBI's taxonomy places the organism in Eukaryota, Metazoa, Arthropoda, Insecta, Lepidoptera, Nymphalidae. The record is from the annotation of a GenBank genome assembly.
AUGUUUCGACUUUUAGUAAUUCCUCUUAUAUUAAUUUUUUGUCUAUUGGAAAGUGCCACCGGCUUGGGGGAAAUAAUCUAUGCUAUAAAUGCGGGCGGUCCAGCCCAUACAGAUAUUUAUGGCAUACAUUAUGAGAAGGAUCCAUUACAAGGAAGAGUAGGCACUGCAUCUGACUAUGGAAAACAGUUAGUGAUGAUAGGAAGGGUCAAUUCCAAAGAUGAAAUCUUAUACCAAACAGAAAGAUACCACCAUAGCACUUUUGGUUAUGAUAUUCCUGCUAAUAGGGAUGGUGACUAUGUUUUAGUGCUUAAGUUUAGUGAAGUCUAUUUUAAUGCACCUAACAUGAAAGUUUUUGACGUUGUUUUGAAUGGAGAUCAUACAAUCGUAGCAGACUUAGAUAUUUUUGGUAAAGUUGGACGAGGUGUAGCACACGAUGAGUAUGUACCAUACUCAAUUAAAAAUGGCAAAUUGUACUUUAAUGAUGAAGAAUCUGAUAUAAGAGGAGGUAAAAUUAAAGUUGAAUUUAUUAAAGGAUACAGAGAUAAUCCAAAGAUCAAUGCCUUAUUUGUUAUGAGAGGUACCAUAGAUGAAGUACCGAAGUUACCACCAAUAGUUUGGCCUGAAACUGAAUCUGAGGAACCAAGAGAAGAAGUAGAAGAAAAAUCUUCAAAAGCUCGCCGUGCAAGUGGUCCUAAAACCCCUGAUCCAUACUCAAUGGAUGAUAACUCGGUGUUAAUUCCUGUGUUCAUUACAAUUGGUGCUUUUAUUCCAUUAUUAUUUUGUCUUUGCAAACUC